AUGGAACGAUUUGGGAAGACAACACUAGCCAUCCGAGAUCUGGACCCAGCAGUAGCCAUGCACCAUCUAACCACAGCAUUGCGACCGGGCCCUUUCGGCCACACCACCGAAGAGUGUACUGCCCUUCGGGAUCGCAUCGAAGACCUCGUAAAAACGGGUCACCUACAACGCUUUGUGCACGUCCCAAACAAGGAAAGACAAGCUUAUCAGCCUAACUCAAAGGCACAAAAUCAAGAAAGACAAGAUAGGAGACCUCCUGCACAUUGGCAUAGAGAGCGCAUCAAGUCCCAUGAACGACAUGAUGACCGCCGAGAUAGAAAUCCCCCGAGAAGGGGGAUUAACACUAUCGCUGGUGGAUUUGUAGGAGGAGGGGGAACCUCAUCAGCCCGAAAAAGGCAUUUGAGGGCAAUUCAAUCAGUAAACGCGGUUACUACAACACAUUUAGUCCAUAUCCCUCCUAUCACCUUCACCAACAAGGACUUCAAGGGAAUUGACCCAGUGCAGGACGACCCCAUGGUGAUUAGUGUAGAGGUUGAUAAUUAUUUAGUAAGGAAAACCCUAGUCGAUCAGGGAAGCUCAGUGAACGUCCUAUACUGGAAGACAUUUAAACAACUCGAAAUCCAUCAACAAGAACUAACAUCAUAUCAUAAGCCCCUAGUCGGCUUCUCAGGCGAAAGGGUGGACAUCAGGGGAACCAUCGACCUCUACACAUGCUUUGGAACAAAAAGAGAAGGACGACAGAUAAAAAUACGGUACGUGGUAGUACAUGCCAACACCUCAUACAAUAUCCUACUCGAGCGACCUUUUUUGAACAAGCAGCUGGCUAUUGUGUCAACUCCACACUUGGCCAUGAAGUUCCCAUAUGAAGCAGGAACUAUAAUCACACUCCACGCCGACCAAAAAAUGGCCCGCAAAUGUUACAUUGCCAGCCUGAAAGUUCAAUCACUGCCUAAGUAUUCACACAACGUGAAUGUCAUUGGGACCUCUCAUAAAGGAAGAGUUAACCAAGAUUUGGAGCUUGACCCUCGAUCAGAGAGUGACGACAGGGUUUAA
Cajanus cajan (pigeon pea) is the source of this 1053-nucleotide messenger RNA. RefSeq lists its product as uncharacterized. The record is from RefSeq and is a predicted model, not a curated record. Lineage: Eukaryota; Viridiplantae; Streptophyta; Magnoliopsida; Fabales; Fabaceae.